Xenopus tropicalis (tropical clawed frog) is the source of this 3167-nucleotide messenger RNA. It is a transcript of the gene exoc5, whose product is annotated as exocyst complex component 5. The record is from RefSeq and is marked provisional. NCBI's taxonomy places the organism in Eukaryota, Metazoa, Chordata, Amphibia, Anura, Pipidae. Gene Ontology annotation, cellular component: cytoplasm.
CCCAAAGGCCCGAGAUAUACAUGGCUUCGCCUCUCGUCUGGGCGAGGAAACGGUGCGCUGUGACGGAGCGGGAGUAAAGUGUGUGGCACUCUGACCGCCCUUGUCUUCUGUACAAUCAGUUCUCAUCUUAAUAAGCAUGGCGGCUACAGCAGAACUCUUUGAGGAGCCGUUUGUUGCGGAUGAAUAUAUUGAGCGGCUGGCAUGGAGAACACCAGGGGGAGGAUCAAGAGGAGGAGUGGAAUCAUUUGAUCCUAAAAGAUUAUUAGAACAGUUUGUGAAUCAUAUUGAUGAACUAAAGUUAAUGGAUGAACGAAUUCAAAGGAAAGUGGAGAAAUUAGAGCAGCAGUGCCAGAAAGAAGCAAAGGAAUUUGCCAAGAAAGUUCAAGAACUGCAGAAGAGUAACCAGGUAGCGUUCCAGCAUUUCCAAGAACUUGAUGAACACAUCAGCUAUGUGGCAACUAAGGUGUGUCACCUUGGAGACCAGCUUGAGGGGGUGAACACUCCCAGGCAACGUGCUGUGGAGGCCCAGAAACUGAUGACAUAUUUUAAUGAGUUUCUAGAUGGUGAACUGCGGUCCGAUGUUUUUAACAACCCUGAAAAGAUAAAAGAGGCAGCUGAUAUCAUUCAGAAACUGCAUUUAAUUGCCCAAGAGCUUCCCUUUGACAGGUUUGCAGAAGUAAAAUCAAAGAUUGCAAGUAAAUAUCAUGAUUUGGAGCACCAGCUGAUUCAAGAAUUCACAAGUGCGCAGAGAAGAGGUGAAAUAUCUCGCAUGAGAGAAGUUGCUGCUGUUUUACUUCAUUUCAAGGGCUAUUCUCAUUGUGUCGACGUGUACAUAAACCAGUGUCAAGAGGGAGCAUAUUUAAAAUAUGAUAUAUUUGAAAACUCUGCUGUGUUGUGUCAACGCGUGAAUAGAGAAGUUGGAGAUAUAUUCAGUAAUCCAGAAAUUGUUUUGGCCAAGCUUAUCCAAAACAUUUUUGAAGUCAAGAUUCAGAGCUGUGUUAAAGAGCAGCUGGAUGAAUGCAGAAAAUCUGAUGCCGAACAAUACCUUAAGAGUCUUUAUGAUCUGUAUACAAGGACUACAGGUCUCUCAAGUAAACUGAUGGAGUUCAAUCUGGGAACGGACAAACAGACCUUUCUGUCAAAGUUAAUAAAGUCCAUUUUCAUCAGCUACCUGGAGAACUACAUUGAUGUUGAAACUGCCUACUUGCGAAGUCGAAGUUCUGUGAUUUUACAGCGUUAUUAUGACUCUAAGAAUCACCAGAAGAGACCUAUUGGAGGUGGGGGAAUUCAAGAUCUAAAGGAAAGGAUAAGGCAGCGUACAAACCUCCCUUUGGGACCUAGUAUUGACACACACGGAGAGACAUUUUUAUCUCAAGAAGUUGUGGUUAACUUGCUGCAAGAAACAAAGCAUGCCUUUGAGCGAUGUCAUAAGCUUUCAGAUCCAUCAGAUCUCCCAAAGAACGCUUUUAGAAUAUUUUCCAUUCUUGUGGAUUAUUUAUGCAUUGAACAUAUUGAUUAUGCACUGGAAAUAGGUUUAGUAGCAAUACCAUCUCCAGAUUCAAAGAAUGCCAAUCUAUAUUUUUUCGAUGUUGUGCAUCAGGCCAAUACGAUUUUCCAUUUAUUUGAUAAACAGUUCAAUGAUCAUCUCAUGCCAUUAAUUAGUUCAUCCCCAAAACUUACUGAGUGUCUUCAAAAGAAAAAAGAAAUAAUAGAACAGAUGGAGGUGAAACUAGAUACUGGAAUUGACAGAACAAUAAAUUGCAUGGUUGGCCAAAUGAAACAAAUACUGGCAGCAGAGCAAAAAAAGACAGAUUUCAAACCAGAAGAUGAAAAUAAUGUAUUAAUCCAAUACACUACAGCAUGUGUGAAAGUUUGCCUUUAUGUCCGAAAGCAAGUAGAGAAGAUAAGGAACUCAAUGGAUGGAAAGAAUGUGGACACAGUGCUUAUGGAGCUGGGUGUGCGCUUCCAUCGUCUCAUUUAUGAGCAUCUCCAGCAAUUUUCGUACAGCUCAAUGGGAGGAAUGCUUGCAAUUUGUGAUGUUGCAGAAUAUAGAAGAUGUGCCAAGGACUUUAAGAUUCCACUUGUAUUGCAACUUUUUGACACUCUUCACUCGCUCUGCAACCUCCUGGUGGUGGCCCCUGACAAUUUGAAGCAAGUUUGCUCAGGGGAACAGCUUGCCAACCUAGACAAGAAUAUCCUACAUUCCUUUGUGCAGCUGCGAGCUGACUACAGACCUGCGCGCCUUGCCAGACACUUCAGCUGAACAUUUUACUGGCAGGGCAUCUGUGUGGUAGAUCAGUGCCAGCCCAGGACUUUGAGAACGCACAGGGAGUUUAUCCGUAGUACAUAGAGGUUGCUUGGCAGUGACUGAGGGGCAAAACAGUGAUUGCCACAUUCAUAGUAUCUAUUAUGCUUCCAGUUUCACUGUUGGCAAAGUGGGGAGGAGCAUCAUAUAUUUUAUUUUAAAUAUGGACGCAAAAAUCUUUGUCUCCUUUGUUUUGCAACGGCAUUUCUUUUUGUACUGGAAACAUAACUUACUACAGUGGAGGUUCUCCAUAUAGGCCGUGUGAUUAUGUGUUUAAACAAUAUAGUGGCAGUGCUGCUUUUAUAUGAUGGACAAGCAAAGGUUAUUUUUAAUGCACUGUGUUAAAGAUGGCAUUGUCUGGGUUUAGAGAUCUAGUUAUGUAGGCCAACUACCUUUAUCUUUUUCUUUCUGUGGUCUUGUGAGCCUGGACACCCAGGCUGCUACUUAAUAUUAUAACUACUACCAUAACAAUUCCUUUUGAAAUAUUUACAUAUUAUUGUUUUUAUUUGACAUCCUCUGAUGCUUUAUUUGUGAAUUGUGCUUAGAUUUGAACACCCUUUCAGGCUGCAACAAUAUUAUGCCAGAAUUGUUUUCCUUAUGCAGUAUCAUCUUAUGAUCCCAAAAAUCUCUAAUUUAUUUGUACAGAUCUUUAACCAGAAUUAGAACCAUUCUUUUGAUAUAAAUCCUUGCAUUGCACAUAAUAUGGCAGUGGAGACCCAAAAGUCUUGUCUAUAAUUGUGACUCAGUAUUGUCCAGAUUAUACAUGUUUACGGACAGCCUUGUGUCUCUUGCACAUAGUAAAACACAACUGAUUUGUAUUUUAAAAUGUAUAUAAAAUAAACAUGUUUUAGGAAUAAUAAAA